Erigeron canadensis is the source of this 1622-nucleotide messenger RNA. Its product is annotated as protein ALP1-like. The coding region runs from base 59 to 1357 and encodes 432 amino acids. The record is from RefSeq and is a predicted model, not a curated record. Lineage: Eukaryota; Viridiplantae; Streptophyta; Magnoliopsida; Asterales; Asteraceae. The transcript has a single exon.
AUCCACCAUCAUUCUCAACCACCGUCGCACCCCACAUUCUCCGACCAAAUUAGGGUUAAUGGACCAAUCAUUCUUAAUCAUGCUUUCCAACCUUCUCCACCUCCAAAAUCAGCUAGACCCAACCACCACAACCACCACCACCACCACCUCACCAUCCUCUCUCCUAACCACCACCACCUCCGCCGCCCCUCUCUUAUUCUUCACAAUCGCCUCCGUCUUAUCCUACAUUUCCACUCGCCGGAAACCACCAUCAUCUCCCCCUCUUUCUCCCUCCACCACUUCCCAGUUCUCCGUUUCCGCUUUUCGCGCUUUGUCCACUGAACGCAUCUGGGCCAUGGAAGCCCCUCUCCGUGACGCCCAAUGGCGGUCCCUUUACGGCCUUUCGUACCCGGUCUUCACCACCGUUGUCGAUAAACUUAAACCGUUUAUCGCCUUAUCGAAUUUGUCGUUACCGUCCGACUAUGCAGUCGCUAUGGUUUUGUCGCGCCUUUCGUUAGGUCUGUCUGCGAAAACCGUUGCUAAAAGGUAUGCCUUGGAGCCUUACCUUGUUUCUAAAAUAACUAAUAUGGUUACUAGGUUGUUAGCUACUAAGUUGUAUCCUGAGUUUAUUAAGAUUCCUGCUGGACGUCGUCGUCUGCAGGAGACUACGGCGUCUUUUGCAGAGAUUACGUCUUUGCCUAAUAUAUGUGGGGCCAUUGAUAAUACUCAUGUUAGGUUGCAUAGCUUGCCUGAUCAUUUGUUGAAUCCUAGUGUUUAUGUGAAUCAGUUUGGGUAUAACUCGGUGGAGUUACAAGUAGUGGCGGAUCAUAAGAAGAUAUUUUGGGAUGUUUGUGUGAAAGCACCGGGUGCGUUUGAUGAUGCUAGUCAUUUUAGGGAAAGUUUGUUGUAUAAUAGGUUGAUUUCCGGGGAUAUUGUAUGGGAAAAAGUUGUCAAUGUGAAAGGGCAUGCGGUUAGGCCGUUUAUUGUUGGAGAUUGGUGCUAUCCGUUGUUGUCGUUUUUGUUGACGCCUUUUUCGGGGAACAGGACGGGGAAUCCUGCGCAGAAUACGUUUGAUGAAGGGUUGAUGAAAGGACGGAAAGUAGUUAUGGACGCGAUUGGGUUGUUGAAAGGAAGGUGGAGGAUAUUGCAGGAUAUGAAUGUGGGAUUGAAUCACGCACCACAGACGAUUGUGGCUUGUUGUGUGUUGCAUAAUUUGUGUCAGAUUGCUAGGGAGCCGGAACCCGAGCUGUGGAAGGAGCCGGAGGAGAAUGGGGCGGUUCCAAGGUUAUUGGAGAGUGAGAAGUCUUAUUAUUAUUUUGGUGAAAGUUUGAGACAGGUGUUGGCUGAUGAUCUCUAUCAAAGACUUUCUUCAAGAUGAUUUACGGGUUCUUCUGUAAGGUUUUCUUCUUGUAUUUUGGUUUUACGCUUGUUGUAAGUUUGGUCUAGGAUCAAUGAGUUUAAUAACUGUGUUUAACCUUUUGCGAAUAAGUAGUGUGUAAUCUUGUAUGUAAACAGGUAUUAGUUCAUGUAGUUAAUUGAGACAAGCUAACUCAAGCAUGGGAAAAUUAAUACCAUGAAGUAGAUUUCCAUUCUGUUAAAAGUUUGGUUUUUAUGCAUAUGUAUUUGUAGCUUAUUUAAAGUUA